AUGAACAAAAGCCUCGAUGAAGCCAAAGAGAUCAUAGAAAAUAUGGCUCAGAACCACCAUCAAUGGGCAUCUGAAAGAUCCAGUGGCUCUUUUACGGGGAAUCCAAUUAAAGCGUUAGGGAAAUUCAACGUAGAUGCAGUUACACUGAUGUUUGCGAAGCUGGACGCUCUAACUAAGAAAUUUGAUGCAAUGGGAGGCAGCACAGCUAAUGUAAUAGCAUGUGUUUGCGACACUUGUGGAGGGAAACCAGAUUUAAAUCCAGUGGAACAUUGCAACCGCAUUGAACUGAGGAGUGGACGUACUGUGGGAGAUCCCCAAACCACCACUCAGAAGGAGCUUGACUUAGAGAAAGAGCACUCUCUCCUCCCGCCCAAUCAGACUCAAAACAGGGAUGGAGAAGAGACUACUAAGAAGAAGCUUAUAGCAUCCCAGAAAGAUGAAGAGUUCAGCCGAUUCCUGAAGAAGAUCAAAGAAAUCUACAUAGAAGUACCAUUGAUAGAUGUGCUGCACCAAAUGCCGAAGUUCGCGAAGUUUCUAAAGGGAAUAUUAUCUAACAGAAGGCAGAAGGGUGACUUCGAGACUGUAGCAUUAACAGAAAAUUACAGCGCCCUCCUUAUGGCGAAUCCCCCACCGAAGCUUCAGGAUCCAGGAAGUUUCUCCAUAUCGUGCAGAAUUGGUCCUGAACUCGUACCGAGAGCUUUCUGCGACUUGGGGGCCAGCGUCAGCCUACUUCCGUACUCCUUAUGCAAGAAGUUGGGCCUCUAG
Molecule: messenger RNA, 765 nt
Organism: Zingiber officinale
Lineage: Eukaryota; Viridiplantae; Streptophyta; Magnoliopsida; Zingiberales; Zingiberaceae
Exons: 3
Coding region: 1-765 (254 amino acids)
Source: RefSeq, a predicted model, not a curated record